Molecule: messenger RNA, 2442 nt
Organism: Nerophis lumbriciformis (worm pipefish)
Lineage: Eukaryota; Metazoa; Chordata; Actinopteri; Syngnathiformes; Syngnathidae
Source: RefSeq, a predicted model, not a curated record
AUGACGGAUAAGUGGGCGGAACUACACAGCGAGCACGUGGUUUUUGUGGCACUCAAGCUGCAAAGAAGCAGACAGGAGAAGACUGCAGAGUGUAAUCAACAGCACAAAAUUGGCUUCCCCCUUCAUCCCUUAUCCACCAUCAACAACUCUCACUGCCUAGGAAGGACAAGGAGCAUUAUAAAAGAUGAUGCACACGUCAGCUUCGACCUCUUCAACCUGUUGCCUUUCGGGCAGGCGCUACAAGGCCAUAACAGUUUCUUUCCAAGAGAUGUCACCAUACUCAAGUUUGCACUGAAAGGUGAAUUCACAUGCGAUGAUGAUCCAGAAUUUGGAAAUGGAUUUUUAAAUGAUUUAGGUACAGCUUUUUGUGGACCAAAUGAGGUGGGAGAAAAAACUGCCAUUUGCCGAGAAAAUGGAGAAUGGGAUGAUCGGGACGACAAUUGCAUCCUUCAGAUCAUUGCGGAACUACUUUUUCAAUCUGAUUUUUUGAAUGAAACCAUUUUGGCUGAGUUUCUGGAGAAACUGAGUAAUGCCACUACUACACUGAGUGAGCAAGUGACUGAAUCUCCAAGCAACAUUGAAGCCAUCGUUAGAAUUCUUGACCAUGUAGCAUCCUUUGUAACGACAUCAGAGAUUGAGAUAACUCCGGAGUCAAUGGAGGAUGUCCUUUUAACCACAAGUGUCCUUACCCAAGAUAGUGCAAUCGCAGCAUGGGACACUCUUAACCGUGAAGUCGUCAUCGAAAUUUUUGGAAAAAGAGCCCCCACUCCUAGAAAUGAGAGUUUCAGCUCACUAUUGCUGUUUUCUCUUGAGGGUUUAACAAGUAGACUCAGCGAUGCCUCUCUUAAUAUUGAAACACCAUCAAUUAUUUUAAGAAAAACUACAUUCACAAACAGUUUCAACGAGGAUUUUAAUUCUACAGUGGAGAUCGACAUACAGGGGUUUAAUGGAGCAACAAACCUCACCGUAAUAACCUUUGACUCCUUGGAUAAUGUACUUCUUCCAAGAGAUGAAAACAACGCUUCAGGCAGGGUCAUCAAUGGAAGAGUUGUACUUGUUCAAUCUGACUCCAAAAUAGACAAUAUCUCAUUUCACUUUGACAUCAUAAAUGGGAAUCUGAGAGGACCUCAGUGUGUGUUUUGGAACUUCACCCUCUUCGAAGGUCUUGGAGGAUGGGACGAUGAAGGCUGCAAGUUGGUUGUAAGAGAGAAUGAAAUGGUUACAUGUCAGUGUGACCACCUGACCUCAUUUUCAAUACUAAUGUCACCUCAGGCUCCAAACAGCCUUGUGUUGGAUUACAUAACAUACGUUGGGGUCAGCAUUUCCAUUUUGUGUUUAAUUAUAUGCUUAUGCAUUGAGGGUGCUAUCUGGAGAAAGGUUUGCGAGAGGAAUAUAACACAUUUGCGGCAUGUGUGUAUCGUUAACAUUGCAUUGUCUCUCCUCAUUGCAAACAUCUGGUUCAUCGUCAGUGCAGGUGUCUCUGCAGGAAAGAGAAGCAAUUUCUGGGGAUGCACUGCUUUUACCUUUUUCAUCCAUCUGUUUUACUUAGCCCUCUUUUUCUGGAUGUUAAAUUAUGGCUUGUUGCUGUUUUAUUCCAUAGUCUUUGUCUUUGGAACCAUUUCGAAAAGCACUUUGUUGGCUGUUGGAUUCUUUAUUGGCUAUGGGGUCCCACUGAUUAUCGCAACCAGUACUAGAGCCGUAAAUGGACCGGUGAACGAUUAUAUUCAGGAAAAUGCAGUCUGCUGGCUCAACUGGAAUAACUCCAAAGCACUGCUGGCAUUUGUGGUCCCGGUCUUGAUCAUUGUUUUGAUCAAUUUUAUCAUUCUAUUUGUGGUGAUAGUUAGACUGCUGUGUGCACGAAGAAUGCUAAAGACUGAGGAACGUGAUGAGGAGAAUGUUGUUGCCACCAUUGCUCGAUCAGUGGCCAUUCUCACACCAUUUUUGGGAAUAACGUGGAGUCUAGGAGUGGGAACACUGGUUGACCCUGAAAAUCUUGGAGUCCAUGCUACGUUUGCCUUCUUUAAUUCUCUAGAGGGCUUCUUCAUAUUGGUUUUUGGAUUGCUCUUCGACUACAAGGUUUGUGCUGCUUAUGCACCUCACCAAGAAGAUGCAGAAGCAAGGACCAGCCAUGAUGAGCCCAACAUAGGUGCAGAGCUGGCAGCACCUCACCAGGAAGAUGCAGCAGCAAGCCCCCGCCAUGAUGAGCUCAUCACAGUUGCAGAGCAGGCAGCACCUCACCAGGAAGAUGCAGCAGCAAGCACCAGCCAUGAUGAGCCCAACAUAGGUGCAGAGCAGGCAGUUAGGAUUGGAAUGUUCACACCUCACCAAGAAGAUGUAGCAGCAAGCACCAGCCAUGAUGAGCCCACCAGAGGUGCAGAGCAGGCAGGCAGUAACAACCAGUCAUCUAACGUCGCUGAUUCAUCUUAUGCCCCCAACUCUUAA